AUGUCUGGAGAUGCCUCUUCCAAGCGGCGGACGUUGUCCGAGACCUCGGGCAACAGCCCUAAGCGGCCGCGGCUGGAAAAGGAAACGUCUUCAAGUCCGACAAAAACACCAACGCUUCGCCCUGCGAAAAUUGUGUACGCGGGUUCCACACCGGUUGGCCCAGACCCAUUGCGUGAUUGUCAGGCCAAAAUUGCAGAGGACAUUCAGUCCCUCGAGUGGAAUCAAACACGGCAUACCGCCGCGAACAGCCAAGGGUUCGACAUGCUCGAUGAGCUUCGACAAAUUCGGCAUGACGUGAGCCAACUUCAGUCCGGCCUCAGACGGACUGAGGCAGAACUCGCACAGACUCAGUCGAAGCUCGGACAGACUCAGUCCGAACUUCAGGUCGUUCGUCAACGGGCUCGCAUCAACGACGCCUUACAUCAGACAAGCAAAGACGUCCGUCGACGGGCGAUUCUCAGCUUUCACCGUGACUCCCAUCCAACCCACCGACAAGAUGAGGAGCUGUGCAGAGAAAUCCGCGGUCUUAACAAAGGGUCUGUUCACGGCGGGAAUGUCCUCGCGGACGCCCACGCGAUCAAGGAAUAUUAUACCUCGACGGACAUGGCACAUCGCGAGGUGGCGUACGAUGCUUUCAAAACUUUAUAUGGAACCACCCCUGAUAAUAUCCUGCAAGCUGACGUACCAAGCACGGCAGCCUCUGUUCGCACGCUUAACUCAAUUGCAACACAACUGUAUAAGCUGCCAAAGCGUCACCUUACGGAAGAGGCAUCUCAGAAACGCCAGUCCCUUGUGGAACUCUUGAACCGACGUCAGUACGAGAAAGCGGAGCUGUUUUGCGAGGAGAACAACGAAUUUUUUGCGUUGCCCGAGAAGGGUCAAGAGUCGAAGCUACUGGUUCACGAGCAAAACCACCCGACCAGACAAGAUGAAUCAACCCUUCCGUCAAAUCGUCGACCAAACCGCAGUCAUGGGCGGAAGCGUGGGCGUCGACGGGCGUAA
Penicillium diatomitis is the source of this 1002-nucleotide messenger RNA. RefSeq lists its product as uncharacterized. The record is from RefSeq and is a predicted model, not a curated record. Lineage: Eukaryota; Fungi; Ascomycota; Eurotiomycetes; Eurotiales; Aspergillaceae. Bases 1 to 1002 code for a protein of 333 amino acids. The transcript has 3 exons.